AUGGUAAUGCGUCUCAUAUUUUUCUCACAGUUUUGUUUUCUUCUGUUAAUUUGUUGUAUCAGUUGUGAAGAUUUCUACCGCUUGCUUGGGAUAUCUCGGGAGGCUGAUAAUAGAGCAAUUAGAAGAGCUUUCAAGAAGCUAGUUCUGGUCAAACAUCCAGAUAAAAAUCCUAAUGAUAACAAUGCACAUAAAGAAUUCAUGAAGCUUUAUCGUGCUUAUGAAGUGUUAAUGGAUGAAGAAAUGCGAAAAAUAUAUGAUCAGCAUGGUGAAAAAGGUUUAAACGAUAACUUUAAAGAAAACCAUCAGUACCAGCCUUGGCAAUUUUAUAAAGAUAACUUUGGUAUAUACGAUGAGGAUAGAGAAAUAAUAACAUUAUCACGAUCGGAUUUCGAAAGGACAGUCUCUGAAACGAAUGAAAUAUGGUUCAUCAAUUUCUAUUCUACAUUUUGUUCACAUUGUCACCAGCUAGCACCUACUUGGCGAAAAUUUGCUCAAGAAAUGGAAGAUGUUCUGCGGAUAGGUGCUGUAAAUUGUGCUGAAGAUCCUAUGCUUUGCCAUUCAGAAGGUGUGACGGGUUACCCAAGUUUGGUAAUUUAUCCACAUGAAACUUUUAUUUGGAAAAAAUCGUUUCUUCAAGAAAUAGGAUCAAGGUCAGCACGAAAAACGUCAUUUUUCCACGGACAACGACAACUGAAUCAGAUAGUAACAUUUGCCAUGAAAUACGUUACUGGUAUUGUACUGCAGUUGAUGGAUUCCGACACUGACUUAUUUAAGCUCAAAGAAAGUAGGAAAGAUGCACGUGGAUGGUUACUGGAUUUUUGUGAACGUCGGAGUACUGAUUGUUUAUCGGAAUUGAACAGGAAAAAACUUGCAGCAAAUUUGCAUGGUCUUGUAAACGUUGCGAAAAUUGAUUGCGACGAAUCAGUGAAAUUGUGCACAUUGUUUAACCGCAGAAAUGGAGUGGUGUAUUUCCGACCUGAUGAUGGAAGAGAACCCGAUGAUGCACGGGAGAUUAAUAGUCUCGACUUCAAAGAAAUAGCGGCUGCCGUUUUGACAUAUGUUCCUGAUAUACCUUAUAUUGAUAAAUUAUUGGAGGGAAUUGUUGAAGCUCAAAUUCGCGACCAUUCAUUUCUGGUUAGAUUUAGUUCCGGUGAAGUAGAUAGCAAUACAGAGUUAAAAAAACUAUCAACGAAAAUGAUAACUGGGGAAAUUAAAGUGUAUUUUGCUGAUUGUUCCAAAGCAAGGGUUAUAUGUGAGAACUUGAAGCUGAAUAAACUUCCAAAAUGGGUUCUGUUCAAAAAACAAGGAAGCUAUGAAAUAUAUCAUGGCAAGAUGGAAACGGUGCAUGAUAUUGCUCUAUUUGCUAUGGAAAGUCAUUCUUCACCACUUGUUACUCUUACGCCCGAAACCUAUAAAUCUGCUAUCGAUUCCGGUGAUGAAUGGCUCAUCGAUUACUAUGCUCCAUGGUGUCCACCUUGUUUACGUUUGCUCAACGAGUUAAGAAGACUGCAUAACUAUGUGAAAAAUAUAAAAAUUGGGACUAUUGAUUGUGAUCAACAUGGUGACAUUUGUAGAAAAACGAAUACUAAUGCUUACCCCAAUAUAGUGUGGCACAGCGGUGGUAGGUCUUUUGCUCGUGCAGGCUAUCUGGAUGUUAUUACAAUAGCGGAAUUCAUUGAAGAUACACGUAAUCCAAUCGUGAUCGAUUUAUCGCCAUCGGAUUUCGAUCGACUGAUUUCGGAUGGAAGACAAAGUACUAUUUGGCUGGUUGAUUUUUAUACGCCAUGGUGCGGGCCUUGUAAUCAGUUAGCACCUGAGUACAAGAAGCUCGCUCGAAAUAUGCGCAUGAAGGAAAUCGUUCAUUUUGGAAUGGUCAAUUGUGAUCAUCAUCGCCAGCUGUGCAUGAAUUUAGGUGUUCAAAGUUAUCCAACCAUCCGACUAUAUUCCUCUGCUUCUUACACCGUAGAUUAUCCUUCAAACUGGUGGCGUGAUCACCGCUCGAUGGAAGUAUGGCUGAGAAAUUAUUUGCCAUCAAAAGUUAUAAGUAUGGGAAACGAUUUCUUUGUAAAGGUAUUGGAAGAUGAUGAACCAUGGCUAGUCGACUUUUUUGUCACUUGGUGCUCACACUGCAUUGAAUUUGCACCUGUUUUUGAGCGUGUUGCUGAGGUUUUGCACGGUCGUGUGAAACUUGCAAAAGUCGAUUGUGGACUAUGGCCAAAUGUUUGUCGGAAUGUUGGCGUGGCCAUUUAUCCUACUGUUCGAUUUUAUGGUGGCUCACGAAAUAGUCAUAUUCAAACAGCUAGUGGAACUUCUAUUGAAUCUCAAAACGCAGAUAAUAUUGUGUAUCAAACUGAGAAAGAACUGGUUAAAAUAAAUCGUCUUUACAAGACUGAAUUAUAA
Messenger RNA from Brugia pahangi, 2400 nucleotides. The record is from the annotation of a GenBank genome assembly. NCBI's taxonomy places the organism in Eukaryota, Metazoa, Nematoda, Chromadorea, Rhabditida, Onchocercidae.